This is a messenger RNA of Racocetra persica, 306 nucleotides long. The record is from the annotation of a GenBank genome assembly. NCBI's taxonomy places the organism in Eukaryota, Fungi, Glomeromycota, Glomeromycetes, Diversisporales, Gigasporaceae.
AACUGCCAAGAAUACUCGGAUUUUUUUGAAAUUCUUAUUGAUGAUAAGUUAAAACUUGAUUAUCUUAAAAAGAAAUUGAAAAGAGAAGAAAAAAUUAAUAUUAAAUAUAAUUUUUUUAUUAAAUAUUCUUCUGAAAUUUGUUAUGAACAAAAAGUUAAAAGAGAUAAAAAGGGUGAAAAAGUUUUAUUAGAAUAUUUAAAAACUCUUUGUGAUGGUUAUAAAAAAAAGACUUCUGAAUUAUAUCCUAAAUAUAUAGUUUUUAAUACUGAUAAAGUUAAAGUAGAAGAAUAUAAUAUAUAUUUCUAG